Molecule: messenger RNA, 1672 nt
Organism: Melanotaenia boesemani (Boeseman's rainbowfish)
Lineage: Eukaryota; Metazoa; Chordata; Actinopteri; Atheriniformes; Melanotaeniidae
Gene: mettl22
Product: methyltransferase 22, Kin17 lysine
Exons: 12
Coding region: 89-1255 (388 amino acids)
Biological process (GO): protein methylation
Cellular component (GO): nucleus
Molecular function (GO): protein methyltransferase activity
Source: RefSeq, a predicted model, not a curated record
CAUGUCUGCCUCACUAAUGCUGCCUCUCCAGGUUAUAGGAAGCAGAUGUUUGGGUGCUCUUCUCUUCCAGGACUAUAAAUGAUCAUCCAUGGAUCAGAUCGUUUUUCAACAUGACACGGUGCUGUCAGAUGUUCAUAUGCAUCUACCCAAUACACGCCACCUCAUGACACGCCUCAACAGUGCUGGACAGCCUGCUGUAUUGAUCUGUCCAGUCUUCAUGUCCAGAUUUAAGAUCUUGGCUGAAAGACAUGAACACGACGACCCUGGGAAAUGUUCAGAGACAGAACGCAAGCAUGACGACACACAGGAGGACACGGCAGCCUCUCAUGGAGAAGAUGAGAAGGAAGGUGGUGAAAAAUAUGUGGAGCCUUUUCUGGAUGAGGAUGGAGACCUUGACAUCACACAUCGGCCACGAAAAAACCCCUCAGAUGGUGGCAGCCGAGCCCUGGUCUGUCCGGUCAUCCUCAAACGGUGCAGUCCCGUGCCCGAACAGGAAGAGGAGAACACAGACGAUGAAGAAGAUGACUGUAGCAAAGACACAAUACAGAUCGAGCACACUAUGGCUACACCUCUGGAGGAUGUUGGCAAACAGGUGUGGCGGGGGGCGCUCCUGCUGGCCGACUUCAUCCUGUCCAAGCCAGAAAUGUUCAGGGGGGCCACAGUCCUGGAGCUGGGAGCCGGAACAGGCUUAACCAGCAUCGUCAUGGCAACCACAGCUAAAACAGUCUACUGUACAGAUGCAGGAGAAGACCUUCUAAACACAUGCAAGAGAAAUGUUUCAUUAAAUAAACACCUGAUGGAGACCUCAGGUGGGGAGGUAAGAGUGAGACAGCUGGACUGGCUUCAGCACAGCCUCUGCACAGAUGCUGAUGUGGACUUUAGUUGGACAGAAGAGGAAGUAGCUGAUCUUCAUGACCACACCAGCUUCAUCAUAGCUGCAGAUGUUUGCUACGACGAUGAUCUGACAGAUGGCCUUUUCCGAACACUGUACCGACUCUGCAGCAGCUUCCCUCACACCUGCACCGUCUUCAUCUCCAUAGAGAAAAGGAUGAACUUCACCCUGAGGGACAUGGAUGUGUCCUGCGAGGCCUACAACCAUUUCAUCCGCUGUCUGUCGCAGAUCCAGGACACGGUGGACGGACGGUGCACGUUCAGGGUGGAGCAAGUCCUGUCUAACUUUGCACAGCUUCUGGUGUACGAGCGCGUCGAGCAGCUGGAGUUAUGGAGGUUGACAGCGACUCCUCUCCCGGUCUGAUUCGGACCUGCUGCCAUCUUGACCCGGUGCUGUCUCCUCCCCCCUGCAGCGGGGUCCGCUCACCGUGCUGUAGGUGAGGGAGGGAGAUACAACUGUAGACAGAAAUGUACCUGCUCUGCUAACAGGAUCCACUCAGUGGAGUGAAUGAAGUACACAGAUUACACAUUUGUGUUCCUGAGAACACUGGAUUUGAUAAGAUUGCCCAUUUUAGACUCUUAUAAGUCAUUAUUUAUUGUGUGAAGUUUGGGUUAGUUUAUUAUUUGGUUUUAGAAAUGAGAAGGUGGAGCUGAAACUGUCUGAAGUUACUUGUAGUUUUUGGUUUACUGAAUAACAAGUUGCAUGAAUACAAGUAAAUUUUUAGACUAAUAAUAAAAUUUUAGCUAAUAAAGAACUCUUACAGGCUUGUCUCGUGUGUGU